Molecule: messenger RNA, 1203 nt
Organism: Phytophthora nicotianae INRA-310
Lineage: Eukaryota; Oomycota; Peronosporomycetes; Peronosporales; Peronosporaceae
Exons: 6
Coding region: 10-1038 (342 amino acids)
Molecular function (GO): protein binding
Source: RefSeq, a predicted model, not a curated record
CGCUCGAAGAUGCAUGUUGCACCAAGCUUCAAUUACGUGGCCAUCUUAGCGGACACACUCAAGAUGCACGGCGACCUGCGCGGCUUCUAUGGCGCGCCUGUGACCUACGCCUUCUCGCUCGCAGUGGGCGCCGCCAGCUCCGCCAGCCUGUUGCUGGACCGCGGUCGUCUCCUAGCGCUCGACCGGGACGCCAUUCUCAGUCGAUCUCAAUACUGGCGGUUGAUCUCGAGUCAAUUGACAUUCCACCAUGGGUUGGCGGUGUCUCUAGGACUCUACGCCGUGUUCCAGUUCCGAGUACUGGAGAGACAGCUGGGCUCCCGUAAAUUCGGGAGUAUUCUCGUCUUCGUGCUGUUAAUUUCGGGAGCGCUACAACUCGCGGCGCUGACGUCCGCUCCCUGGCUAACCAAGACCAUCCCGGGAGGACCGUACCCUGUCAUUGGAGCUUUUGCCGUCUACUUUAACAAGUUUAUUCCCAAGCUGCAUCCGCGGUCAUUCAGUGUAUGGGGUCUGCACUUCUCGGACAAGUCCAGCACAUACAUGCUCAUGCUCGUGCUAUUCGUGCGUGACUUCCACGCGUUGAUCCCGUUUUUCGGUGGAUCGUUCCUUGGUCUUCUGUUCAGCUCUACGCCCCUCGGCCGACUGCGACUGCCGUCGUUCGUAUGCUCCAUUUUCAGUCUGCUACAUCCGCUGUUUGAUGUGGUUCCUUCGAGCACAUUGGCACUCCAACGGCAGCGACGUGCUCUUGAGGCUCAGCGACGAGUUAACGCUCGUUUUAACCGAGGUCGUCCAGCUGCACCGGCCGUCCAGGGUCAAGGAUUCCGAGACCAGUUACUACCGGGUGCCGGUGGGAUGAUGCCCGGUGGCGCUCCUGCGGCCGGUGGCAUGUUGCCCCCUCACAUGGCUGCUCAACCGCCGUCCGAGGACGCAAUUCAGCAGCUUAUGGCCCUUGGGUUUGAUAGAGAGCGCGCUCUGCAGGCACUUCAGUCCACAGACAACAAUGUGGAGGCGGCUGCAAAUCGGCUCCUAAACGGAUUGUAGAGGAAAGAUGAAGCAUACAGAAAUAAAGGCGAUGACAGGCAUCACGCCGAUUUUACCUAGUACGUACAUAUAGCAAGCUACAUUGACACCUCUCGGUUGGAGACCAGAGCGAUGAUCUCAAGUUGCAAUGCCUCAUUUAGUUCGUUGCGCGAGAUACGCAAGCCU